UUCGAGGAUAACCUGAAAUCUAAAAACUUCUGGAGACCGAUGAGGGUUGAUCUUGGCUUUGGAAUCAACCACUAUGCUGGAAAGGUGAUCUAUAAUGCGUCCGGGUUCCUGGCUAAGAACCGAGAUGCUCUUCCUGCUGACAUCAUCCUGCUGCUGAGGUCUUCAGAGAACGAGCUGAUUCGCAAACUAGUCACUAAUCCGCUCACUAAAACAGCGUACCAGCCAUAUAUUGUUCGUGGCCUCUUUAAGGUCAAAACCUUUCCACUGCAAAGUAAUCUAGCUCACACCAAAGGGAAGGGGACAGGGUCGGUGCGACUCGGAUCACGUCAGCGCUCUCCUCAGCGCUCUGUAAACAUUGUCAAGGGGGAGAACGGUGCGGAAAGCAUACAUCAUCCUCGAGAGACCACCAACAUGAGGACUCAAACCGUGGCCUCUUAUUUCAGAUAUUCACUGAUGGACCUGCUUUCGAAGAUGGUGGCCGGACAGCCGCACUUCAUCCGCUGUAUCAAACCCAAUAACGACCGCCAGGCUCAUAAGUUCGACCGGGAGAAGGUGCUGAUUCAACUGCGCUACACUGGCAUCCUGGAGACGGCUAAGAUCCGCAGGCAGGGCUACUCUCACCGCAUCCUGUUCGCUAACUUCAUCCAGAGAUACUACAUGCUGGCUUUCCGUAUGAAUGAGGAGCCGGCCGUCAGUCGGGAGACGUGUGCAGCUAUUCUGGAGAAAGCCAAGCUGGAAAACUGGGCUCUGGGCAAAACAAAGGUAUUUCUGAAGUAUUAUCACGUGGAGCACUUGAAUUUGAUGGUCAGGAGAACCAUGGACCGGGUCGUGCUUCUCCAGGCGUAUGUACGGUGUUGGCUCGUGGUCCAAAGCUACCGAAAAAUCUUGGGGAAGAGAGCUCAGAGUGCUGUAGUCCUGCAGUCAGCAUUCAGAGGACACAUGGUGAGAAAACAAAUGGCUGAUGAUAAAACCAAAGCCGAACAGGACACUGUCAUUGUUGAACUUCAAGCAGUAUGCCGUGGAUAUCUGGCAAGGAAGAAAUACAAAGAGUUAGUGGAUGAGAAGAACAAAGCUGCUACAAAAAUCCAGGCACACUUUAGAGGGCACAAAGAGAGGAGAAGCUUCCAAAGGAAAAAAGAAGCCUUGCAAAAGGAGAAUGAACAGAAUACAGAAGAGGAUGUUCCGGUUGAGGAGAGCAAGUCAUCUGCAGAUUCAGCCCAGGAGGAUGGAGUAAAAGAGCCUGGGAAUAGUGAAGGAAAGAUCACUCCCUCUGCAGAUGAACCUGAAGCUGCUUCACCAGAAUCUGGAGAAGAGUCUGUACCAAAUGAAGCCACAAUGGAGGAAGUAAACACUGAACAGGAGGCCAAAGCAGCUACGGUUAUCCAGAGCAACUUCAGAGGAUACAAAGAACGCAAGAAGCUCCAAGAGGAUGGGCAGCUCCCAACAAAGGGGAAGAAAGAUACAGAUCAGCAAACUCAGGAAAACAACUCAGAAGAGAAGACAAUGGAGGCAGGACAGGUGACAGAAGAUGGGCAAAACCCCUCACAGGGUCAAAACAAUGGAUCUGAGAACCAGAAUGAAUCAGGAUCAGAAGAAAAAAUAGCAGCAGAGUCCAGAACCGCUCAAGAGGAACCUGAGAAGGAGAAUGAACCAACAGAACCUACAUCUGAGGGACAGAAUGGAGAUGAGUCAAGGCAAAUGGAUGACGAGCAAGCGCAGAAGGAGAAGAGCGAUUUGGAAAGUUUCUCCAAACAUAUAAGCAGCGUCUCUCAGGACUUCCUGAUGCUGCAGCAGAAGCUGAAUCAGAUCAUAAUGGCUCAUCAGAUCAACCCCACCAGCAACGGCAUGUUUACAAGAGGACAUGUCGUGAACGGUACUCUCGGGACUGAUCAACAGCUCUCAGCUGGUACACAGCAGAUACGGACGUCUCGCCGGAGCACCAAGCCAAAGACUCUGAGCACUCCUGAGGACUCGACGUACUACAGCCUCAUCCACCGAUCCAUCCAGGAUGACAAGAAGAGGACGAGGAAGCAGAGCUCUAAGAAGCUGUUGGACACCGAUGAUCAGUAUUACCAGAGUCUAAACAGCAGUAAAUCCACAAGCGAGACGUCCGGAGACACAGAGGGACCAGAGUCCGAAAUCCCCACGUCUGACACCCCCAAAUCUCCAAACCAGAACAGGCACUCUGUUCUCAGAAUGCUGUCUAUGGAAAAUGAGGACAACCCUUACGACUACAGGAAGCUGCUGAGGAAGACGUCUCAGAGAGGAAGGCUUAUCGAGCAAAACUAGACUCUGUGUUCUGGGCUGAUAAAGGUUUUGUAAAUAUGUAUGAUACAGUAGUUUGUACGGCUUGUCGAGCCGUGCUGGUUUUAUAUUUAUAUACUUUUCAUAUAUAUAUUUAUUACAGGAAUACUUCAGAAAAUGAAGAAAAUGGCUAAUGAGAAAAGAAUGCUAAUGGAAAUGCAUUAGCUUGAACUUGCACUAGCUUUUAUGCAUUAACAGAUUAUUAGCAACUGAUUUUAAACAUGAUCUCAGGAUAAUGAUUCAUGUACAUAACUAAAUAGCACAGUUUACAAUCUAAUCUAAUACUUCACUGACUGGCUCUUGAGUCAUCCUGCACUGUGUGUGCACUUUACCAUCGUCUCUUAUACUUUGUACACUUGAAUGUUUUCUCAUGUUUCUUGUGUUUCUUGUGGAAUAUUCUUGCACAGCUCUGGUGCCAAUAUUUCUAGUUUUAGGCAGUUUCAAUUUUUGAGUCUUUGCUAUGUUGAUAUAGGAGAGAUCUGAGAACUACACUCUCCUCUUUCUCAGCUAGAACAGCAGUCAGACUGAAUACAAUUAAAAUACACCCAGUGGAAAAGCCGAUUCACUGAAGGGGAAAGGACAUGAGAUAUGAAACACAUGCUUUUGCUUCUGGUUGCGGUUAUUUUCACUUUGCAUCAAGUUUAUCUGUGUGAACUUUGACCUGUGAAUUCACAAACAUCGAUCUUCUGAGCCAAUAGAACGCAACAAGGCAGGGCUGUGAUCUUUUUUAAUUGGUAAAAAAAUGGAGGAGCUGCUUAUUAUGAAAUACCAACUUCACUGAACUCUGUCUCUCUGUUUUUCUAAUGUUGUUUGUUACUGUUGGAAAAAAUAUAGCUAGCUAGCUAACAUUACCUAACAUUCUUUACAAAAUCAUAUCAUCAGGACUGCCUCAUUUUGAAUCACAGGCUGGAAAUCUACACUGCAACGAAAUCACUGAAAUCCAUUUACUGUAUGCAAAAUGGUGGAAUGUGCAUAUUUUAUAAAAAAAAAAAAAAUAAGAGAAAAAAAAAAGGAUUUUGCAUUUCUGUGUAAUAAAAAUGCAAAGCGGA
Pangasianodon hypophthalmus (striped catfish) is the source of this 3353-nucleotide messenger RNA. Its product is annotated as myosin-IIIa. Gene Ontology annotation, molecular function: cytoskeletal motor activity; ATP binding; protein binding. Gene Ontology annotation, cellular component: myosin complex. NCBI's taxonomy places the organism in Eukaryota, Metazoa, Chordata, Actinopteri, Siluriformes, Pangasiidae. The coding region runs from base 40 to 2289 and encodes 749 amino acids. The record is from RefSeq and is a predicted model, not a curated record. The transcript is spliced from 16 exons.